AACCAUGUUACGAUGCUGAGUAGGAGUAUUAUUCAGCCAAUCAGGCAUGCUCUUCGAAGCGCCCCUCGGGAUUGUUCAGUCCGGUGCAGGCUCUUGGGUCUUGAGGAUGACAUUACAGUGGUGAAUUCUCUCAUCACGAUGUAUGCAAAGAAUGACAACUUGUGCUCUAGUUCUGAUGUUCUUGGUGCGCUUGCUUAUGGUUGCGCUGUUUCAAGAUCUCUGAAGAAUGGGAGGGAAGUCUAUGCACAACUACUUUCCCAAGCAUCAGCAUUGAAAACUGUCUCUGUUUUUUCUUCCGAUUUGUUGGUUAUGUAUAUGUUCUUAUGGCACGUGUAUAAAAUAGUACUCCAUAUAAUCAUACACUCAACUUCGAUUCAUCAUUUUCGACCAUCCAAACAAGAUUUGGUAUUCAACCUCAAUAUCAAAUAUGGGUUUCGAAUGCCUAAACAUCCAAACAAAAAUAUUGAUAUUCAACCUCAAUAUCAAUAUCAUGUGGCAUUGGCAUUGAAGCCAAUGCAAUGCCAAGCCUCCCAAUGUCUACAUCCAAACAAAGCCUUAGAUUUAUUCUUUCAUUUUUUUCACUAGGCAUAUCUAUAUGCACUAACUCUGUCGGAUUUAUGUUGUUCUUUCUUCAGGAGAUGUUAAUGGUUGGGCAUUAAUAUAUUUUAACUAGCGAGGAACAUAAAUUUUCAGAUUCAUCGAGGAUACAUUGGUUUUGUCACAACGAAGAUGUGUGCCGCAGUAAGUGUGAAAUGGCAGAAGGAGGUCUUUCCAGGCAUAGAGAUCGACACCAAUCAGCCGCCUGUCGUUUUCAAGACCCAGUUGUACACGCUGACUGGUGUACCACCUGAACGUCAAAAAAUUAUGGUGAAGGGUGGAAUAUUGAAGGAUGACGCAGAUUGGUCUACCUUGGGAGUGAAAGAUGGUCAAAAAUUGAUGAUGAUAGGUACUGCUGAUGAGAUUGUGAAAGCUCCUGAGAAAGGUCCAGUGUUUGUUGAGGAUCUACCAGAGGAAGAGCAAGCUGCUGCUCUGGGGCACAGUGCUGGUCUCUAUAACCUGGGGAAUACAUGUUACAUGAAUUCCACUUUGCAGUGCCUGCAUUCUGUUCCGGAGCUGAAGUCAGCACUAUUGAGUUAUUCAGAUAAUGUGAGGGGCAAUGGGGUUGAUCAAGCCUCCCAUAGUUUAACAGUUGCAACUCGUAAUACUUUUGGAGAGCUUGAUCAAAGUGUUCGACCAGUUGCACCUCUACACUUCUUACAGAUGCUGCGGAAAAAAUACCCCCAAUUUGCCCAGCAACAAAAUAAUGUUUACAUGCAACAGGAUGCAGAAGAAUGCUGGACACAGUUGAUCUAUACACUUUCUCAAACUCUUGCAUCAGAAGCAAGUGAGCCUAGUGCCACUCAGAUGAAGGAGCUUUUUGGGAUUGAUCUUGUGAGCAGGGUGCACUGUGCAGAAAGUGGUGAGGUGAGUUCAGAGGCAGAGUCAGUUUAUUCUCUGAAGUGUCAUAUAUCUCACGAAGUAAACCACCUUCAUGAAGGACUCAAGCAUGGUUUGAAGACAGAACUCGAGAAGGUUUCACCAACACUGGGCCGUACUGCUAUUUAUACAAGAGAGUCAAGAAUAAAUGAGUUGCCUAGGUAUUUGACCGUGCAGUUUGUUCGUUUCUUUUGGAAAAGGGAGUCAAACCAAAAGGCAAAGAUUUUACGUAAAGUGGAUUACCCUCUGGAACUCGAUGUCUAUGAUUUCUGCUCAGAUGAGCUGAAACAAAAACUCCAAGCUCCUCGACAGGUGCUGAGAGAUGCAGAAAAUGCCAAGUUUGGUUUAAAAGUGCAGGGGAAAACAAGCAGCUCAAAAGACGAGGGCUCAUCAAGUAGUGCCGGGGAAUCUUCCAGCAUGGACAUUGACAAAGCUGAUUCUUCUCUACCAAAGAAACAGUUAACUGGCAUCUAUGAUUUAAUUGCUGUCUUGACACACAAGGGAAGAAGUGCAGAUUCUGGCCACUACGUUGGCUGGGUUAAGCAAGAUGACGGAAAAUGGAUUGAGUUUGAUGAUGACAACCCAAGCAUACGUAAGGAGGAAGAGAUUUUGAAACUAUCUGGUGGAGGCGACUGGCACAUGGCUUACAUCUGCCUGUACAAAGCUCGUACUAUCUGAAUUUGGAGUUGAGAAGCUUAUGGGCAGAAUCCGCUCCACAUUUCUCAAGUUGCGCAUACCUUGCUUGUUUUUGUGCCACAUUUAGCUUGAGAGUUCAAACCAGAGAAGUGAUGGACCACCGUGUACUUUUACGUUCACUAGAAUAUAUUUACCAGCAGUCAACAAAAAUAUAGAACGAAGAAUCUGGGCGAAACAUUGUUUUUACACUUAAAAAUCCUAUUGAUUUCCUGGAAUAUUGCGUUCUGAUCAGCCGGUAUUUAGUGUUGUGUACUUGGAUUCUUGGUUGAACUUUUUGAUUGGAACCAAUUGGCGCUGGAUAA
Molecule: messenger RNA, 2474 nt
Organism: Brachypodium distachyon (stiff brome)
Lineage: Eukaryota; Viridiplantae; Streptophyta; Magnoliopsida; Poales; Poaceae
Product: ubiquitin carboxyl-terminal hydrolase 6
Exons: 18
Coding region: 730-2154 (474 amino acids)
Biological process (GO): proteasome-mediated ubiquitin-dependent protein catabolic process; protein deubiquitination; regulation of proteasomal protein catabolic process
Molecular function (GO): proteasome binding; cysteine-type deubiquitinase activity; protein binding
Source: RefSeq, a predicted model, not a curated record